AUAGAUAAAUAUAGCUGCAAACUUCUUUGGAUCCAUCAAGCAAAAUAUGUUCACCAAUGGUCGAAACAGAGGCAACCGUAAUAAUAAUAACAACAAUAGAAAAAACAAAAAACCGAGGAAUACAAACAACGAGUUUCAGAUAAGCAGAUCAGAAGAAUCUCAAGGCUCAGAAACAAUUAUUGAUCCUCCACCUCCAAAUUAUGUGCUAGGCUCUGAUUUCCCUCCCCAAGAUGCACAGCUCCUCGUAGAAUUUUCUUCUCGUCACGCUGGCUUUCUUCUUUCAGAACAGAUACACACAUGGAACAUGAGACGUCAAGCUUAUGAAUAUUUCGCUACUUUCCUCAAGUUUUUGCGAUCUCACUCUACCUUAGACUUACUGACUUCUUCAAAAUCAUCAGUUUCUAAUGAUCUCGAUGUUCUCAAGAUGUAUGGCUUCAGAGGUGAAUGGUUUGAUCGCUUAGUUCUUCGUCUCAACCAUCACACUUCUCUUGAUAUUUCGGACAAAGAGAUGCAAAAUUUAACCCAAGAUGAAGAUGAUUAUUAUAGACGUAUUGUUGCCUUGGAUGAGGAGUACGCAGCCUUAACACGCAAGUUAUAUGAAAAUAGAAGUAAGCAUUUGGUUGAGAGAGAAGCUGUGGAUUACAUUUCUAAUAAGAAGAAGAAAAUUAUGGACGAAAGGGCAAGGUUAAACGUCCCAUUUAUAAUCUAGAGUUGCAUGUAACGACGUUUCUAAUAUAAGAAGAAGAAAAAUUGUUUGGUAGAUGGAUUAGAUGGAUUUUGUACUGGAGGGAUUGGAUGAUUAUGGAUUUGGUGGAUCACAUUGCCACCCUUAUGUAACGUUACUUUCAUUUUAUACCUCGGUUGGUUAUUUGAAUUUCCACAUUUUCCUUGAGCUCA
Messenger RNA from Medicago truncatula (barrel medic), 897 nucleotides. RefSeq lists its product as uncharacterized. NCBI's taxonomy places the organism in Eukaryota, Viridiplantae, Streptophyta, Magnoliopsida, Fabales, Fabaceae. The record is from RefSeq and is a predicted model, not a curated record. Bases 47 to 709 code for a protein of 220 amino acids. The transcript has 2 exons.